This is a messenger RNA of Daphnia magna, 7003 nucleotides long. Its product is annotated as signal-induced proliferation-associated 1-like protein 1. NCBI's taxonomy places the organism in Eukaryota, Metazoa, Arthropoda, Branchiopoda, Diplostraca, Daphniidae. The record is from RefSeq and is a predicted model, not a curated record. Gene Ontology annotation, cellular component: cytoplasm. The transcript has 11 exons. Gene Ontology annotation, biological process: activation of GTPase activity; regulation of small GTPase mediated signal transduction. Gene Ontology annotation, molecular function: GTPase activator activity; protein binding. Bases 577 to 6183 code for a protein of 1868 amino acids.
CGAAUAGUCAGCAUACCGUAGGCCGGACCACGACCAGCAAUUCCAUCGCCACGGUAUUGUUCUUUGGAAGGUGUAGAGAUGGCAUAUCCGUUGUUACGGCUAAAUAACGGCCGAAAUCAUACAAAGGUGGCGAUGAAUUUAAAAAAAUGGCUUCCGGGUGUAUGCGAGACUGCGAGAAUGACGUUUGAGGCCUUGGCGUGGGGUUCGCUUCAAACAUCAACAGCCACACCACAAUCACAAAUCAGUGCUUCCAGUUUAUUAUUAUUUUUCGUCCUCCAAUCUCAAGUGAUGUUUAUGUUUCACAGUGUCUGGAUUAAUUUUUCCCGCCGUUGACGUUUCAAUGCUAAGCGUUGCAGUUCUGGAAACAAAAAUUUUGUGUGUCUUCCUAUCCUGUCCGGCAACGCCCACAAUAGACCGCGCCUUUAGUCUACAGUAGUGCCGAUCCGGGAUUUCAAACAAACAAACAAUCCAAAAAAAGAGGCUAGGCGCGAGUAAUAGAACAAAAGAGGAUCGAGGGUGUUUGAUCGGAAACCGGAAGAAGAAUCCGGAUGCUGGGGGAUAAGAUGAGCGAAUGUCAUGUCGACAGUAGCAGCCUCUUCCUCUUGUUCCUCGUCAUCAAUGGCGCCUUCACGCUCGGCAACUGCCAAUUUGACGAUCAAUAACAAGAUGGAAUUAGUUUCGGCCGGCGAAUCCGGCCCGCCCUCUAGGAUGUUUCAUCCGUCCAAUGCUCCCCAGUCAAGUCAUCAUUCGCAACAGCAACAACAACAACAACCUCAGUCUCAAUCACCUUACCGGUUCGGAGCGCCUGAUAGCCGGGCGUCGUACAGAGAACAACGCGGCAUGGGCCUCAAUAGCGGCCGCUCAAUGACCGCUCACAAUCAUCCGUCCGGAUCGGCAGCGAGCUCAUCUGCUGCUGCUGGGCCGUGGCACCCGACCAACAACCACCAGGCGGGGGCCGAAUCCGGUCCGAAGCCCGGCCGCUCCUUCAGCACCGGCAUGGCGUCUCUCAGUCGUUCCAAUGGCAGUCUGGCCGGCACCGCUAACAAUUCGAUUCAUCCUGCCGCCAACACCGAAACGGACGCCAACGGCAACAGCAAAACGCGUUCCAGAACACAGACUCCCGGGAACAUUGGAGGCGCUUUGUCCGCCACGGCCGCGACGGCAGGUAGCGUCACGGCCGCCGCCCAUGUGUUGGCCAGCCCGGCCAGUUCAAACGGUUCCGCAGGUGGCAAGCAGCGCCGAGGCGAUUUCGGUGGCAGCCACGGCUCGCUGGACGCUCUGGCCAGCGGUGCCGAGCGCGAGAGCUUCUUCGCCUUGUUGCGCGAUUUGGGCGCGCAGAGCAGCGGCAGCGGAAGUAGCAGCAAUGGCAACGGCAGCCUGGUGCCCAGUCGGUCGUCCCCCGAAAGAGAUUUGGACGAUCCCGUUCACGCCAAACCGGUCGGCUGCGCACCCAGCAGGCUGGCCGAGUUGCUGAAACCCAAUUUCCAUUCGGCCCGAGCCGCCGUGUCCAACACGCAGUCGGAGCCAACGGCCGCCGUAUUACCGUUGACUGGCUCUUACUCGUUAGCCGUCCAGCAACAGCAGUCUGUCAUGCUCCGACGAAGUACACCAGAGCCACCACUCGGAGCGGGGAUGCAGCCACCGGUGGCUAGAAGCGCCACAUUACCGGCGGACGCAUCCAGCCCGAAACCUCGUUCCAAAUUCCAGCGAUUCUGGGAUCGCGAUCGUUCCAAUAAAGAGCCAAAGGCGUCCAGCAUUCCGGCCACCACGGUCGCCAUCGCCGCUUCCGUCGUGGCCGUCCAACACGGCACCGCUUCCGCCAGCGGCGCCACGUCGAGAUCCGCCUCGGAACCGUCCAUCUUCAAGCGACUCCGCGGUGGGGGGAGUGCGUCCAGCGGAAGCGGAUCUGCUUCUUCGUCCAAUUGCAAAGGAUUGAACGGAAUCUCCGCAUCGCCCGAACCCGAUCUGGCCGCCACGCUGGAACGCGAUGCCAGCGACAUGGAAGCCCGGCUGGACGAGCGGCUGAAGCGCAAAGCUUUUGCCCAUCACGACUGCCAGAGCAUGAGCGUCAACCUGGGCUACGCUGCCCGCCUGCGCGGAUUGCUCGCCCAGCGCCGCAACACUACCACUGGAGCGUCGGCCGCUUCCAUGGCAUCCGCUUCGUCGUCGUCUUCCUCCUCUUCCUCUUCUUCCUCUUCAUCUUCUUCUUCUUCCACUGCCACCUCCUCUUCGAUCGCGGCCUUGAACGCCGCAACGACCGGCUCGUCGGGCAGCUUGUCCGGCGGCGGCAAGGGCAAAUUGAAGACGCAGAUGAGUUACCCUCCGGCGACGGAAGUGACGGAUCCGACGGCCGCGUCGGCUCUGCCCGCACCGGAUGAGGUGGACACGGGUGACGGCAAGAGCAAUCAGCUGCUGCAGAGCUGCCCGUUCUUCCGCAACGAGCUGGGCGGCGAGCCCGAGUGGUGCGUGGGCGUGUCGCGAUGCUCCAGUCCGCAGCUGCAACAGCCGCAGCAACAGCAUCCGUCGCCGACUCUGCUCCAUCGGCCCGUCAGCACCUACGGAGUCAGCGUGCUGGAAUUCGGUGCAGGCAAAUCGCAUUGGCGGCACGGCAUUUGUCCCUACCAGAAACAGCCGUCCGUCCUGGAACGCGGCGACCAAGGCGCCUUCUACUACGGCAACCAUUUUUACGCCCAAGAGCACCAAAAUUGGUUUGGAAUGGAUGAGAAUCUCGGUCCGAUUGCCAUCAGCAUCCGGCGCGAGAAGGUGUCUGCCAACGACGUCGAGUCGAACAACAGCCACCACCACCACCACCACCACCACAAUCAUCACAAUCAUCACCAUCAUAGCCAUCACAGUCAUCACAAAGAUCAGUACAUCUACCGAAUCAUCAUCCGCACCAGUGAGCUGGCCACGCUGCGCGGGACCGUCCUCGAAGAGGCUAUCCCCUCUCUAAAGCCGGCCGGCCCUAAAGGUCUCUCUCUUCGCGAAGUGCUGGACAUGGUCUCGCCGGAAAUUCACUUGCCCUGUCUCCGGCUGGCCAUCCCGGGCCCGACGACGGAGCAACAGCUUCUCAAGUUGGACCAGCAAGGCCUGUCCAACCACUACAAGGUGGGCAUCCUCUACUGCAAGGCCGGCCAGUCGACGGAAGAGGAAAUGUACAACAACGAAGAGGGCGGUGCAGCGUUCGAUGACUUCCUCAACCUGAUCGGCCAGCGUGUCCGCCUGCGGGGCUUUGAGAAAUACAAAGCCGGUCUGGACAACAAGAUGGACUCGACGGGCCUGUAUUCGUUGUAUUCGCAAUACCAGGAUCGUGAGCUCAUGUUUCACGUCUCGUCGCUCUUGCCGUUCACGCCCAACAACCGGCAACAGUUGCUGCGCAAGAGGCACAUCGGCAACGACAUCGUGACCAUCGUCUUCCAGGAGCCGGGCGCCAUGCCCUUCUCGCCCAAGAAUAUCCGCUCGCAAUUCCAGCACGUCUUCAUCAUCGUCCGCGUUUUACAUCCGUGCACGGACCACACUCAGUAUCAGGUGGCCGUCAGCCGUUCCAAGGAGGUGCCCAUUUUCGGCCCGCCCAUUCCUAGCGGGGCCACGUUCCCCAAAUCACAGGCCUUUGUUGAUUUCUUGCUGGCCAAAAUCAUCAACGCGGAACACGCUGCUCAUCGCUCGCAAAAAUUCGCCACCAUGGCCACACGCACCCGUCAGGAAUACCUCAAGGAUUUGGCCACGAAUUACGUGACGGGAAACACGUUAGAUAGCGGCUCCAAGUUCCCUAUCCUGACGUUCAGCAGCCGCAAAAAGGAGAGGCUCAAACCGAAAUUCUAUCCGGACGCUGUCCAGGCGGGCGCCAUUUGCUGGCAGGUGUCGGUGGAUGAUUUCAGCGGUGGCGGAGGCUCUGUCCGGCAAACAGACAGCUUGCUGGGCAUCUCUGGAGACAGUCUCGUCCUGGUGGAGGAGAGCACGAAAGAGUGCAUUUGGGCCGUCUCGUGUAAAGCCAUCCUGGGAUGGACGUCGUCGACGUCCAGCAUCAAAUUGUAUUACCAUCAAGGUGAAUGCAUUACCGUCCAGGGUAGAGACUGUGAAGCGGAUGAGAUUCCCGAAAUUGUGGCCCGUCUUCACGCCGUCACGUCCGGUUGUGGCACGCGGGAGCUCUCGCUGAGGAGGAACGCCGUAGGGCAGCUAGGAUUUCAUGUCCAGCCCGAUGGACUGGUAACGGAAGUCGAGCCUCACGGGCCAGCAUGGCAGGCGAGUUUACGUCAAGGCUUCCGGUUGGUGGAAAUUUGUAAGGUGACAGUAGCGACGCUCAACCACGAACAGAUGGUAGACCUGUUGAAAACGUCGGCCAUUGUCACGGUCACCGUUCUACCACCUGUCGAUCCCAACACACCUCGACAAGGUUGCACGCUUCAGAGCUGCUCUUACAUCGUCGGCAGCAUCGACGGCGAGUAUGACAAUGUCGACGUCAGUGGCGAAGGGGUGGACAACGCGAAUGCAGCGAUGCGCAGUUCGGGAGCCGUCCAGCAGCAAUCCGUUUCGAUUCACAGUCGACGCUUACGUUACGAGCGCAGCGUCUCGCCGCCCCGUUCCAGCAGCAGUUCCGGCUACGGAACGGGCAGUAGUUCCAGAUCGUUUACGGUUCAGGGAGCGGCCGCGCUGGCGGCCUCGGCUGCGGCCGCGGCUGGAACUGCGACUAUGUCGGCCGUUAUCUCCACCAACACGACGGAGGGGACCCUGAAAUCGACUUCGAGCGGCCAUUCGAGCGACGAUCCGUGGUACGAUUUCAUGUCGGAAGUGCUAGAAGCUGAAGUGCUGAACGGGCCAGCUGGUUCGACCAUAUCGCCUCCUCCGCUUCCAUCGAGGCACGGUCCACUUCCAGCGGCCAGCCGGCUGCGUUCGGGCCACGGUGGCGAACAUUUUACGCCUCCGGUCAUUUCCGUCCAACAACCAUCUCCGGCCGUGGAGAACGUGAAAUCAAGUAGGAGCCAAGACCACAUUUUUCCGCACGACGGAUCUUCGCCCGUUAAAAAUCGGCCCGCCGGGCCGCCGAGCGUUUAUUCCACUCCGCCGAGCAAAGUGAAACCCGUGUUGGAGAGUCCCAGCCUAGUGGGCCGUAUGAGUAAUUACGAAGAUGUGCGCAGGCUGCAGCAGAGCGCCAGCACUUCCGCCGCGCCUCAGGAAACGUCUGGCUCUGCUAGCAGUAAAGUCCGUCCAUUGAAUCCGCCCGAUUACCACCACGCCAUGCAAAGUCGUUUGGUGGCUCUCAAAUCGCCUGACCAGCAACACGGUCCCAACAAUCGAAAAUCGCCCUCCUCCACUUACACUUCACGCAGCGAGGACGAACUGUCGGCCGGAAGCGCCAACAGCCUGUCACCACGAAGCCGCCGCAAGCACAGCAAGAACAAUGGAGCUGGAAAUUUGACGCCUUCCAGCGGCAGCAGCCGAAAUCAGAGCCCGCGAAUGUUUGUCGAGGCCAAGUUGAAGUCCAACGCCAACGGAAGCGUCUGCAGCGGAGGCAGCGGUGGCGGAGGCAGCGGCCAGAAGCGCUCCAGUACAAAUCUACAAGAAGAUCUGUUACGACUCAUCGGCCCGGAUGCGGUGGAUGAGGUAUCGGCCGAUGAUUCGUCGGUCAUUGUCACCCACGCCCGGCCUGCCAAUGCCGUCCUCUCGUCCGCCAAUUCAUCCGUCCAGUCUGCCGAUAUGGCCGACCUUCCCGAUGCCGAAGAGAUGGACUGGUCACGUUUAGUGCACGCCGCCGCCCGAGCCAUCCAGGGCACGGCGUCUUCGAUGGCUUCCGCCCCAGAAGAUGUUGAUGACGACCUGCUGGAAGAUGAGAUCGAAGAGCCCACGCGAGACGGUAGCGACAAUCAAGAUUCACUCACUUCGUGGAUCGAUGAUGUGACGGAAAAAUUACGCAUCGAAGCGGAAUCAGCUGAAAGUCCGCCGGGAGGAAUCGGCUCGACUCUGGUGAUGGAUAAUGUAGUGCAAUUACGGAUGAAUCAACUAGAACAACAUGUCGGAUCACUGGAGAACCGUCUACGUGGCGAAGAGGAUAGGAGGCAAGCCCUCGAGGCGGAAAUCCGUCGGUUGCGGGAGGCCAACUCGCGUCUUGCCGGUGAGUCGCAGACGGCGGCACAACAACUGAAACGCUUCACGGAUUGGUUCUUCCAGACAAUUGAACGACCAUAAAAGAUUGCGGAUAUAGCCAAUUGUAAUAUGGCGGCCUUACCCACUUAUCAAAGAAGAAAUCACACUGUCGUGUUUUUGCAUUCAUCGUUUUGUUCUUUUCGCCAGCAUUUUCUAAUGAAAACGAUAUAUUUUGUUGUUUUUUUUUUCUCCCGCGUUCGUCCUAAUGGCCUUUCCCACCAACAACUGUCACUUAUUUCCUGUCUUACCUUUUUUUUAAAAAAUAUUUUACGGUCAUACUCUUUUUUUAGAACCAAAGUGUGUUUUUAUCGUCUGCGAAUGCGUCUUUGUUUCAUAUAAUUUCAUCAUUUACCUGGGCCGUUGUGUACAAAAUGUAUUUUUUCGUCCAUAUCAUUUGUUUUUGUUUUUCUUCCUUUUGCAAUUCCAUUAAAGAGUGCGUUUGCUUUGGCUCGGAAAGAAGGCUAUGUUGUACUGCCCUAAUGUUUCUUAACUAUUAUGCGUAUCUCGUUUCCGCAUCAGACUCAUCGAAAUUCUUGUUUUUCGUCUCUGUUUUUUUCCUUACACGUUCGAAAUUGUACUUCUCCGCCUACCACACGCCUUUACAGAGAUUUGGUAUUCUUUAUAACUGCCCUACUAUUUCGAACAAUCACUACACUCUGCCUUUUUAUACAUAAAACAAAAAAAAACUGUUGUUCGUUACCUCAUGAUGGGGUAAUGUAAAGGAUCAAUAAUUUUAGCAGUUUUGAUGUUUUUUUUUUGUUGUUUUCCAUCGUCCCCGAUUUACCGAAUCCGUCUCCUUCAGAAAAGUAUUUGAAAGAGUUGUAUUUACAUACGGCAAUACAAUGGAUUCUUCUUUUGCUUA